AGUGUUUACACAGGGCUGAGGUCCACCACGUGCUGCAGGGUGCUGCUGCCACCUGUUGGCGGGUGUGGGUAUCUGCUCAGCAGCUUCACUAGCGUCGCUCCGCAUCCACGCACCCCUGAGCUCCUAACGCUGCUAAACAAUGAGCCGCCUCAACAACGUUCCGUUCAGCUCCCCCGCAGCUCCCCCGACACUCAGACACAAGCCUGGAAGAAUACCUAAAGACUUCAUGGAGGCGAUGAAACGUGUCCCAGUGAAGACAGCAGACAAUUCAAACACCAGGCCGCCGCCCAACGAGGCUGCUGAGACACGACUGACCAAGAAUAAACAGGUAGCAGAAAAACCAUCUGGCUUUAAAUGGAAAUCUUCAUUCACACCAUUAGGAGGAGAAGAAGAGGACUUAUCUCCGGAAAAAAGCGCAACGAAUUCAGAAAUGGUUGAGCUUUACGACCCUUAUGAACCUGGCUUGUCAGACUCUGAAUACGUGGUGGAACAGAGCAAAGCUCAACAUCACUCCUCAUCCGAUCAGGAUAACAACACGGAAUGUCAACAUUUGUCUCCAGGUAGAGGCUGCCGUGACAAAGGCCACUGGGACUCACCGUUCCCUAAGGCAGGGAACCGACUCUUUGACAGACCUGACUUAAGACCUGAAUUCAUACCUGAUGACAAUCAAGGUCUCAGUUCAGCUCAUAGACUGCCUGAACGAGAAGCUUACAGCCCGCACACUGAACCACUUGACCAACCAGGGUAUGCCUCCAUAAGUAGACCCCUGGACCACAGGGUGUGCAGCCCUGAGGGGAUUGUUGUCAGAUCCUCCAGCCAAGAGUUUCCAGCAUCUUAUGGAGGACAGGAGACCAAUGGGGAGGAGAGGAUAAGAAUGCCAGAACACAGGAGAGAGAUGACCAUUACUGUCAGAUUGUCCCCGCCCAAGUUACGGCAAAAUUCAAAACAUCAUGGGGGGCAUAUGGAAAAAGGUCCGGAACAAAUCAAGCCUGCCGAAGAGAAGACAAGAAACAGGAGAAAAAUGAUUAUAAUGGACAAGGAGCCCAUCACCUGCGACCUUUGUGAUGUUGAGCUAGCCAAUGGGCAGGAGCUGGAGGAUCACUUGGACAGCAGAAGCCACUGGGGGACACUGGAGUACAUUCAACAGAAUAAUAAUUAUGACGAUCUGGAAGUAGCUUUCCUGCAGGAUGUCAUGCUGUAUAAAAGCCGUCAGUGUAGCCGAGCCAUAGAGGAAAGUGCUGUGUUUGCUCUGCAGGAAAACGACCACAUGGCAAAGAUGGAAAUGUUCCACUGUGCAGCCUGCGAUGUCUUUGUAUCCACAUCUGCGUCCUCGGUGCAGUCCCACAUUACCUCUCUGGAGCACCUCUCCAACAUAAAGGAGUUUGAAGUGCACCAGAGACGUGCUUGCCUCGACAAAGCAGGAACCAUAAUGAAAAAGCUGAAACCUCAGUUUGAACACUUCGUACAGGGUGACAGCCCGUUUUAAUGACGGAGCCUUCAAAAAUACUGGAAACAGAGAUGCUGUUCACCUUAUAUGAAGAGAAAUGGACUCGACACAGCAGCUCACUUUGGACCACAACCAAAUAAAUGCUCCAUCAAUUCUCUGUACAGUUUAUUGCUCAGGGAACUCACUCUACAUGUACCAUUAAAGAUCUGGAUGGAUAUUCUUUCAUGUUAUUUCACAUUUUGUUAACUACCAAACUCCAAUCAUCACCAGUUGGUCAUUUUAAGAAGAUGAAUCUUGUGGUUGUUUUACAUUUAAGCAUUCAUUUAUCAUUUGUUUAAAAAAAAAAAAGAGAAAGCCAACUUGUUUCUUUGCUUCUUUUAUUGAGAACAACACAAAUGUUUUUAAGCAUUGUAUCUGUGUGAUAUAGUACAUUUAAAAUUAAAUUAUUUCAAAACAGUAUAUUUAAACAUUAAAUAUAGGUGACAUGUAUGAAGGGCAUUGCCAGCACAGGCUGUGCUUGAUAGGUCUUUUCUUCACCUUCACUUUUAAUUUCUUCUUUGUAUUAGAAACAAUGCAGUUACUGAAAUUCUAUAAAACACUUUCUAUGCAUAACAAGUUUGCAGACAUUUUUCUUUUUUGUUCUUGAGUAGCAGAUCACUUCUUCCACUUGUGAUUCUUGGACCUGUCUGUCGAGAGAACUUUUCUUCUCAGUAACUCUAUGGCCUGAAACCAGUGUGGGCUUGGAUUUCAUAAUGUUGUACAAAAGAAACGUGAUUAUAUGCAUCUUACGAAUGUGAAUAUUGAUAUAGAGGAGAGGUGCGCUCCCAAACUUUGACAAAAACAGACUCAAACCAUGAGAAAUCUGAGGUAAAAGUUGUUUUCAUUAGAAAUGGAUUCCACACAACAUUACUGCAUAAACAAGAAAACAGUCCGUCUAUUUGAAAUUGUUUUCCAACAACGGACUGUAUAAACGGAAAAAGGUAACAAUAUCCAAAAUAAUUAACUUUUUCAUCCGUCCAAAUGUCCAGACAUGUACAACACCUCCAGCAAUGAGCAGCAUUGUACUUUUGGCCAGUAUUUCAUUGACUUAAAAAAAAAAAAA
Molecule: messenger RNA, 2549 nt
Organism: Paralichthys olivaceus (Japanese flounder)
Lineage: Eukaryota; Metazoa; Chordata; Actinopteri; Pleuronectiformes; Paralichthyidae
Biological process (GO): regulation of DNA-templated transcription elongation
Cellular component (GO): DBIRD complex; nucleus
Molecular function (GO): DNA binding; zinc ion binding
Source: RefSeq, a predicted model, not a curated record